This is a messenger RNA of Baudoinia panamericana UAMH 10762, 1222 nucleotides long. RefSeq lists its product as uncharacterized. Lineage: Eukaryota; Fungi; Ascomycota; Dothideomycetes; Mycosphaerellales; Teratosphaeriaceae. The transcript is spliced from 2 exons. The coding region runs from base 1 to 777 and encodes 258 amino acids. The record is from RefSeq and is a predicted model, not a curated record.
AUGGGAUACCCGCAGUUGCUCGCUUCGUCCGUGCUUCCAACGGCCGUACUUAUUCUUCGGGCUCUUCCCUCCAUCGUCACCCGACGUGCAAGCAUUAACACCAAAUCCGUCGAAGGCCAAGCCAUGGGAUCUAUAACAAGCACAUUAAAGCCACCAUCACGGCCUAGAGGAGCAUGCCGUCUCCUGAAGCUUCCAUGUGAGCUACGGCUGCGCAUCUACAGAUACGUCUUCGCUGACAACACGGUGUCCGUCACCUUCUCGCUCGACCACCCGGCGUGGCCAGAAUCGGCCUGUGGGGCGCCAGGAAUCUUUCCGGCAAAUAAGCAGGCCUUCGAGGAAGCAACCGACAUCUACUACGAUCUUACGGCGUUCAUGGUGCAGUCGGGAAGCCAACGGUUCAACCAGUUUGAUCAAGCAUUCUAUAUGCCUCGCAAUCUCCAGAUGUUGAAGAAUGUUCGGUACGACACCUAUGCAGACCUCGAAGAAGAACCUUCUAGGGAUAGGUGGCGCCUACGGGGCACUGCUGCAACGUUGCGAGUGAGCCUCAAAGCGAAGGAUGAUCAGAAAGUCUGGUUUGCUAUGCCGAUACAGACGUGGGACCGGCUCGCUGAUGCUGCGUGGAAUACGGCGGCUCUGCAGGGUGAUGCCUUGGGGGAGGAAAGGGACGUGCCGGAGCAGAUGGAGUGGUUCGAGCAUGUGAGGGACAAGGCGGAGCUGGUGAAGCGGCAUAUGAGGGUUCAGCAAGUCCUGGUGCAGAAGCGUUUGGGCAGAGGUUGAGCUUAGCGAGCCUAGUUGAAGCGAUGCAAUCCGAAGAUCAUGCUGCUGGAUGCCUCAACAGGUACCAUCCAACGCGCGGGCGUACCCUGUCUUGCAACUUUACUUGUAGAAAGCCAAGAGAUCUAGCUUUCGUGUGCCUUCCUCAUCUGCACCAAGAGCGGCAUGCGCCGUAUGACUCAUUGACGCUUCCAGUGAAAACGUCCUUCUGCAACUCUCCGAUUGACCACCACCAUCAGCAGUACAUUCACGACACGCAAGUCACCCUGUCAAGAUGGCGACCACAUCUACGACAGAUGACCCACCUCAAGCUCCAGAACAAGCAGGUACACCAGUUCCUCGCUGCUACAUGCUCGAGCUGCCUCGCGAGCUUCGAGAUAUGAUCUAUAAGCUUGUCUUCAUCGGCCAGACCGCGUCCACCACCCUCUGCGCCUAUAAACAGUCGUCG